AUGCUGAAAGUUUGGAUUUUUGAAGUAUUUGGGAGGAAAAACUUGGGCUUCGAGGAAGUUGUUAAGGAGCUAAGAGUCCUAGAUGAUGUUGUGGCAAAUGUAUCUGAGUCGGUUCCUUCUUCUGUUUCUAGAAAUAGAUCUUUAGCUCAAUCUUGUGUCUGGGAGCAAUUACACCAAAGAGAAUCUAUCAUUCGACAAAAUUCUAGAUGCACUUGGUUCAAAGAAGGCGACCAAAACUCCAAGUAUUUUCACUCUUUUAUGAAGGCAAGACAAAAGGGCAAUUGUAUUUUUUCUCUUUUCCAUGAAGAUUCAAUUAUUGAAGAUGUUGACGAGAUUAAUUCACUAGUUUUUGAUCACUUUAAUUGCACGUUCAAAGAUCCUAACCUAAGGAGGCAUAAGUUGGAAGGAGUUUGUUUCAAAAAAUUAUAUGUGGAAGACAAAGUUAAUCUUGAAGCUCCUUUAUUUCUUCUGGAUAUUAAGGAUAUCAUUUGGUAUUCGGCUAAGGGCAAAAUUCUCAACUCAGAUGGAUUCACUGUAGGGUUCUAUAAAGUGGCAUGUGACAUCAUUGUUUCAUUGUGUUAA
This is a messenger RNA of Lathyrus oleraceus (garden pea), 582 nucleotides long. RefSeq lists its product as uncharacterized. Bases 1 to 582 code for a protein of 193 amino acids. Lineage: Eukaryota; Viridiplantae; Streptophyta; Magnoliopsida; Fabales; Fabaceae. The record is from RefSeq and is a predicted model, not a curated record. The transcript has a single exon.